Molecule: messenger RNA, 1063 nt
Organism: Papaver somniferum (opium poppy)
Lineage: Eukaryota; Viridiplantae; Streptophyta; Magnoliopsida; Ranunculales; Papaveraceae
Exons: 2
Coding region: 20-1033 (337 amino acids)
Source: RefSeq, a predicted model, not a curated record
UCUGAGUGACCUGACUAUCAUGGUAAAAAACAAACUCGAGUUGGUGGAUUUGGAUAAGCAAUUAGAUGUUAUUCUUCAGGCUCAAGAAGUAGCAGCAAAGGCUUUGAAGAAUAACCCAUCUCUGGUGAUUUUAUCCAGAUGCAAGGAAAUUUUAGCAGCAGAAUCCAAGAACCUACUAUUAUUGGAGUAUCAGAUGUAUGUGGGUGAAUCUGUUGAUGAGGAAUGGAAAUCUAAUUCAGCUGAAAGCUUUGAAUUAAUUGGAUCUUUGUUGAAGAAAGUGACGCUAAUGGAGAAAGAAAUCAGUCAAAAACUGGAAGAAACUCCUAUUGAUUCAAUUGCAGUAAACGUUUUCGCUUCAAAACCUUCAAAUCCUCUAGCAACAGAAGAAGGUAAUUAUCGAUCCAGUUUCAAACCCCAAUUUUCAAUUACUGAUAGAGAUCAAGAUGGCAGUUCAAAUCGCAACUGUGAGAAAUCAGUACCGCUUCAUGAAAAUGUUUCUUCUCACAAAGCCGAGUCCAUUUUUUCCUUCCGUGAUGGGUGUCAAGUCAAUCCACUGUUUCUGGAUUACCAAGAGGGUAAGCUUUUCGAUUCCAGAAUCAAUUCAGUUAAUGAUUUUGUUAAAAAGAAUUUCAUCAUAUUGAGCGAGGAGGGUUUCAAACAGGUACUAUUAACCCUAACUCACAGACUAUUAAUGGCUAAGUGUUCUUCCAGUGUUAUGAAUUCUUCCCGUAGCUUAUUCGAUCGUGGAAAAUACAAAUUGAAGUUUGAUUCUAAAUUGAGGUUUCCUGACUGCAUGGGUUUUCAAUUUUUGGAUAGAUUGUGUAGGAAAAUUGUUCAAAAGCUGGUUUAUCACAGUGGGUUUCAAUCAGAUGGGUUUUCUAGUGAUUCAAUUUCUUGUAUGCUAGCGAAUAAUGGUUUUAUUACUACUGCUUGGUAUAUGUUUGAUAACAUGCUUCACUGCGAAGUUAUGAGAAGGUUAUUUGAGGAAAGCAGUUUGAAGCUAUUAACAGGUUGUAUUUUGUCACACACCUAACUCAAAUUACUUCUAUGUGUGAUACUUCAU